Schistosoma curassoni is the source of this 342-nucleotide messenger RNA. The record is from the annotation of a GenBank genome assembly. NCBI's taxonomy places the organism in Eukaryota, Metazoa, Platyhelminthes, Trematoda, Strigeidida, Schistosomatidae.
AUUGGCGUUGAUGUUGAAAUUAAUAUAUCCCUAGAGCAUUUUGGGCAAAGUUUGUAUUCACCGUUGAUUAUGAAUAAAAGGCGUUUACAAACAGUGAUCAUAUUACAAGAAGUGAAUGGACGAACGGGAACUGGAGUUAUCUUCAAUUUAGAACAGCUUAUCUUAGACCUUUGGAAAAACUUGUACGAACGUUUGGCUGAAACAUUCAGAUGUCUUUUGAACGCAUUACCAGUAUAUCUUGGAGGUACAAAUAAAACCUGCUACAAACAGUAACAGCAAAAGAUUUUACUUCCCAAAAAUUUUAUAAAACAAAACAUAUCAGUUAUAAAUAAAAAAUUUAAA